AUGCAAAACAAAAAAGCAAAAGCACAUGCACCGACACCUUUUACGCGAAUGACUUCACAAGAAGAAGAAGAAGAGGAAGAGGAAGGAGCAGGAGACUCGACACAAGAAGAGAACAUCAAUAACGAUAUGCGUACAAUGUCAAUCAUUGAUCGCGUCGAUGUCACACAGCAUUUUGACGUGGUCAGUGCUUUUGAUAUGCCUCGGUUACGAUUUAACCAUGUUCGCAAGACUUUUAUAACGUGCAACGACAAGCCUGUAUUGCUUGGAUCCGCAAAUGAAAAAGCUGCCCUGUACCGCGAUCGCUUCGAUAUUAUCAAACAACGGCUUAUGCACAAUGAGAAUUUCUGUCCACCAUCCACGCAUGUAUCAGAUAAUGAUACGUAUCUAAAGAUUGCACCCAUCAAAACGCUCAUUGGUCGUGAUCGCGAGCAUUUCUUGCUUUUUGGCAUGUUGACACAGCUGGAAGAAGGGAAAAUAUUCUUGGAAGAUGAGGAUGCACAUAUAGAGCUGGAUCUCUCGUCAUGUGCAUAUGAUGCAGGGAUGUUUACCGACGGCACUUUUGCCUUGGUCGAAGGUCUCUAUGGUGAUGAUCAUAUAUUCCAUGCAGAAGAACUUGGUUUCCCACCUCCAGAAUCACGGGCGCUCACAGAUACCUUUUACUCCGGCGUUGAUUUCCUUGGAUUGAGAAAAUUGAAAGUGGAAGAGGAUCGGCUAAAAGCGGAAGAAGUCGCAAACACCAAUGUAUUCUUUGCUAUUCUAUCCAAUGUGCACCUCGAUGAACCACGGGUGAUGAAUGCGUUGCGUCGAGUAUUUGAAGGUUAUGAAAACGACACACAGAUCCCAUUAGCAUUUAUUCUUUGUGGCGACUUUUGUAAAGACAAUUCUAUCGAUCCACAUGUCUAUAAAGAUAAUUUCACUGCAUUGGCAGACCUGAUUCAAGAAUUUCGAGGCAUAGCAACACAUUCGUACUUUGUGUUUGUUCCCGGUAAUAAAGAUCCUUCCAUGGGUGGCGGCAGCUUACCACAGACAGUGAUUCCUGAAUGGUUCACAGCGCGUAUGAGAGGAAGAGUACGGAACGCCAUCUUUGCAUCGAAUCCAUGUCGAAUACGCUAUUGCACGCAAGAUAUCGUCGUUUUCCGCGAAGAUUUGUUUAGUCGCUUAUGGCGAAACUCCUUAUUAUUCCCUCAAAUGACUGAAGAAGAUGAACCAACCAAACAUCUUGUACGCACAGUCAUUGAUCAAGGCCAUUUAUGCCCGGUUCCUUUAACAGUAAAACCCAUCUAUUGGGCGUUCGAUCAUGCCUUGCGAUUAUACCCCUUACCGCAUGCACUCAUCUUGGCAGAUCAAUGCGAAUCAUUCGGUUUGACGUAUGAAGGCACCCAUUGCAUUUGCCCGGGCAGUUUCCCAACUUCAGACUUUUCUUGGAGAACGUAUUAUCCGGCGACGCGAUUAUCUGAGAAAUGGUACACACUUUAUCUCUAA
This is a messenger RNA of Zychaea mexicana, 1482 nucleotides long. Its product is annotated as DNA polymerase alpha/epsilon subunit B-domain-containing protein. NCBI's taxonomy places the organism in Eukaryota, Fungi, Mucoromycota, Mucoromycetes, Mucorales, Lichtheimiaceae. Gene Ontology annotation, cellular component: epsilon DNA polymerase complex. The transcript is spliced from 10 exons. Bases 1 to 1482 code for a protein of 493 amino acids. Gene Ontology annotation, molecular function: DNA binding. The record is from RefSeq and is a predicted model, not a curated record. Gene Ontology annotation, biological process: error-prone translesion synthesis; DNA-templated DNA replication.